Lactuca sativa (garden lettuce) is the source of this 2991-nucleotide messenger RNA. Lineage: Eukaryota; Viridiplantae; Streptophyta; Magnoliopsida; Asterales; Asteraceae. The record is from RefSeq and is a predicted model, not a curated record.
UUAGUGUUAUUUGACUCGGGUGUGAGUAGGUCCUUUGUGUCCUUAGCCUUUAGCCAGCAUAUCGGCGUUAGUCGUGAGUCGUUGAGUCGACCUUUGAGAGUUUCUAUAGCUGACGAGAAGGUGAUUUGUGCUACGGAGGUUCUUCGGGGAUGUGUACUAGAGAUUUUCGGGAUUGGAUUCCCAAUUGAUCUGAUUCCUAUCGUGAUGGGGGAUGUCUGUGUCAUCGUGGGCAUGGACUGGCUGAGCUGGUUCGGCGCUGUCAUCGACUGUGAGCGUCAGUUGGUGACUAUACGAGACCCCAGAGGGGGAGUCCUUUCGGUGUACGGCGAGGGUACCCGUUCGGGAUCAGCUUUUUGUUCGGCCGCUAGGGCGAGGCAGUGUCUACAGCAGGGCUGUAAGGGUUUUGUGGCGUAUGUGAUGGAUACGCGGGAGGUUUCCGAGAGACCGAAGUCAGUUAAGGAGGUCCCUGUGGUGCGUGAGUUUUCAGAUGUUUUUCCCGAGGAACUGCCGGGAGUACCUCCUGUGAGGCAAGUAGAGUUUGGUAUCGAUCUGGUUCCGGGGGCCGCGCCUAUUGCUAAAGUGCCCUAUCGUCUUGCACCUCCGGAGAUGCAAGAGUUGUCCUCGCAACUCCAGGAGUUGCUGGGAAAGGGAUUCAUUCGGCCGAGCAGCUCGCCUUGGGGAGCACCUAUUCUGUUCGUCAAGAAGAAGGAUGGUUCACACCGGAUGUGCAUUGAUUACCGGGAGUUGAACAAGCUAACGGUCAAGAACCGUUACCCGUUGCCGAGGAUCGAUGAUUUAUUCGAUCAGUUGCAGGGAGCAUCUUGGUUUUCCAAGAUCGAUCUGAGGUCAGGUUACCAUCAGGUGAGAGUACGGGAUGAAGACGUCCAGAAGACAGCGUUUAGGACGCGAUAUGGGCAUUAUGAGUUUGUGGUGAUGCCUUUUGGACUCACCAAUGCCCCGGCUGUGUUCAUGGAUCUCAUGAACAGGGUAUGCAGGCCGAUGUUGGAUCGGUCGGUGAUCGUAUUUAUCGACGACAUUCUGGUAUUGAGGUCGGAGAAACUUUAUGCAAAGUUCUCCAAAUGUGAAUUCUGGUUGCGGGAGGUCCAGUUUCUAGGACAUGUAGUCAAUCAGAAAGGGAUAUUGGUCGAUCCGGCCAAGGUUGAGGCGGUGAUGAGUUGGGAGGUGCCGAAGUCACCCUCUGAGAUCAGAAGUUUCCUUGGGUUGGCAGGGUAUUAUCGGAGAUUUAUCAAGGAUUUCUCCAAGAUCGCGGUGCCACUCACCAGAUUGACCCGGAAGGGUGUUACGUUCUCAUGGGGGCCCGAGCAGCAGACCUCCUUUGAGACACUUCGCCAAAGAUUGUGCGAAGCCCCGAUAUUAGCUCUUCCAGAAGGGAUGGAAGAUUUCGUGGUAUAUUGCGACGCAUCGAUUUCGGGAUUGGGUGCAGUGUUGAUGCAGAGGGGUCAUGUGAUAGCUUACGCGUCGAGGCAGCUGAAGCCUCAUGAGGCGAGAUAUCCCACGCAUGAUUUAGAGUUGGGGGCAGUAGUGUUCGCUCUCAAGAUUUGGCGUCACUACUUGUAUGGGGUUCGAUGUACGAUAUACACGGACCAUAAGAGUUUGAAGUAUUUGAUGGAUCAACCCAACCUAAAUAUGCGUCAGAGGAGGUGGUUGGAUGUGGUCAAGGAUUAUGAUUGUGAGAUCCUGUACCACCCAGGCAAGGCUAAUGUGGUAGCCGAUGCAUUGAGCCGCGAAGAGGCUCAUAAAUCGAAAUUCUCGAUCCAUCCCGGUGCUACAAAGAUGUAUUUGGAUUUAAGGAAGGAAUAUUGGUGGCCCUGUAUGAAGAGGGACGUGGCAUGGUUCGUUGAGAGGUGCUUGACCUGCCGUAAGGUUAAAGCUGAGCACCAGAGACCGCAUGGCAAGUUACAGCCAUUGGAGAUCCCCGAGUGGAAGUGGGAACAGAUCACUAUGGAUUUUAUCACCAAAUUGCCAAGGACUGCUAGGGGAGUAGACGCAAUUUGGGUGAUUGUGGAUAGGUUGACGAAGAGUGCACACUUCCUUGCCAUCAGUGAGAGUUCUUCAGCGGAAAAGUUAGCGGAGAUAUACGUGAAAGAGGUGGUAUCUCGGCACGGAGUGCCGAUCUCGAUUGUGUCAGACCGCGAUGUGCGCUUCACUUCCAGGUUCUGGAAGAAAUUCCAUGAGGAGCUGGGUACUAAGUUGCAUUUUAGUACCGCAUACCAUCCCCAGACAGACGGUCAGAGCGAGCGGACAAUUCAGACACUGGAGGACAUGCUCCGAGCGUGUGUGUUAGACUUCGGGGGUAGUUGGGAUGCGUAUUUACCAUUGGCGGAGUUUUCCUACAACAACAGCCAUCAUUCGAGCAUUGGUAUGCCGCCUUUCGAGCUGUUGUAUGGUAGGAGAUGUCGGACUCCCAUUUGCUGGGGAGAGGUGGGACAGAGAGUGAUGGGCAGCACGGAGAUCAUACUCCAGACGACAGAGCAGAUUCAACAAGUGAGACAAAGAUUAUUGACUGCCCAGAGCCGACAGAAGAGUUAUGCAGACAGGCGCCGAUCCGAGCUUGAAUUUCAAGUCGGCGACUUCGUUCUCCUGAAGGUCUCUCCUUGGAAAGGAGUGAUUCGAUUCAGGAAGAGGGGCAAAUUGGGGCCCCGGUACAUUGGGCCAUUUCGUGUGGUUGCCAGGGUAGGCCGGGUAGCCUAUCGGUUGGAGUUGCCAGCGGAGUUGGGUCAGAUCCAUGACACUUUUCAUGUAUCGCAGUUGAGGAAGUGCAUAGCCGAUGAGUCGGCAGUGGUUCCAUUGGAGGAUAUUCAGGUGGAUGCGAGCCUGAAUUACGCGGAGAGACCAGUGGCGAUCAGGGAUCGGAAGAUCAAGGUUCUGAGGAACAAAGAAGUACCUCUGGUGUUGGUUCAAUGGCAACACCGUAAGGGAUCAGAAAUGACUUGGGAACCGGAGCGCGAAAUGCGGGAGCAGCAUCCGGAA